AUGCUCAAAUCAUUAGAGGAAUAUUCACAAGAAGUUAGAGAAAGGGAAGAAAUAACCCGAGAAUCGUUAGAGAAGCGUAUACAAGAAAAUAACAAAUCACUAAAGGAAGACUUACAAGAAUCGUUAGUGAAGAGUUCCCAAGAAACAAGAGAAUCGUUAGAGAAGCGUUUACAAGAAACUAACGCAUCGUUAGAGAAGAAUUCACAAGAAACGAGAGAAUCAUUAAAGGAAGAUAUACAAGAGAUCAAAACAUCGUACACAAAGAUGGAAUGCAGUCUGAAGAAGGAAAUACAGGAGUUACCAGAACGAUUGAAGAUGAACGUCGACGAGAGAGAAAAUAAGCUACAGACAAAUAUAGACCAGGUCCAGGGAGACGUGGAGAAGACGAAAGGAGAGUUAACAGAGAAGAUAGAAAACGAUGUUGAAGAAACUAGAACCGAAUUGGGAGAAAAGAUCACCGAGGUGACGCAGAUGCAGAAACAACGCAACGAUGUGGUUAAGGAGAUAGGAGAUAGGCAAAACCAAUUGCCUAUCAGUCUGAGAAAUGCUGUAGCCAUGCAGCGAGAAGAAGAUGUCCAGUGGGUUGCAAUCGAAGGUGAGGCCUUCACUUGUGGAAUCAAGAGGAAGAAAGGGACUACUAAUUAUGAUCAGUUUGGAGGAGGAUUAUUGAAGAAAUGCUGGCCCAAAAGUCGUCAGUGUGCAACACUUGAGGACCCACUACGAUGCAGACCACUUAGUAAUUGGAAAGGAACGUCGGAAGAAUUUGCCAAACAUUUGUGGAAAUGGAACAAGAUUUUGGAACAACCCCUGAGUGACAACGUAGUCCUGAGUGCAGUGCUAGCAGCUGCCAUCGCCAGGCCAGUGCUAGCAGCUGCCAUCGCCAGGCCAGGUGGCAUGUCUGAAGUCGAGCCCUUACCAUGCUCGACAAAGACAAGAGCAUCCGGUGCGGUCAUCUUGAAAGACAGAAUUGGAACCAACAUGCAAGCUGAAGACGCCGCAUCAGCAAGUAGUGAAUCGGCCGAGGCUGAAACGGCCAGUUACGAAAGGACCAGCCUGUCUCCUUCCACUGAAAUACCUGACACUGCCACAGUAACCAGCUUGAAUGUAAAUCGCAAGAUAGAUCUGGCUUCUGGUAGCAAAAUGCCGUCGACUGGUUACAUUAUUUCGUCUCAGAUGUCGUCAGCUCCAACGAAUGUUGCUAGUCUUCAUCAUAUUGAUAGCUCCGAGAUUUCCAAGUCGUCUUCAUCUGCCGAAAGACUUGACAGUUCCACAGAAAGCAUGUUGAAAGCGAGCAGUGAGAUAGCUCUCACAACUGGUGGCCAAGUGCCCUCAGAUAGCUUCAUUAGUCAGUCUCAAACGACGCCAGUUCCUAAGAAUGCCGCUAGUCUUCAGCGCACUGAUAGCUCCGAGACUUCUAACUCAUCUCCUUCCGCCGAAAAAGCUGACUCUUCCCCGGAAACCAUGUUGAAGACCGACUCUAAAGUAGGUCUCGCUUCAGGUAGCAAAGUGCUUUCACCUGGCUCCAUUAGUCUAUCUCAAACAACUUCAGCUCCUAAGAAUGCUGCUAGUGUUCAGGAUAUUGACAGCUCAGAGAUGUCCAACUCUCCUUCUGCCAAAAGACCUAGCAGUUCCACAGAAAGCAACUUGAAUGCCAACAGUAAGAUAGCUCUCGCUGCUGGUGGCCAAGUACCCUCAGGUGGAUCAAUUAGUCGGUCUCAAACGUCGUCAGUUCCUAAGAACCCCGCCAGUCUUCAGGAUACUGACAGUUCCGAAGUUUCCAUCUCGUCUCCUUCCGCCGAAAAAGCUGACUGUUCCCCAGAGAGCAUGCUGAACACCGACCAUAAAGUAGGCCUCGCUUCUGGUGGCAAAGCGCCCUCAGCUGGCUCCAUUAGUCACACUCAAACGUCGUCAGCUCCAAAGAGUGCUGCUAGUCUUCAGGAUAUUGACAGCUCCGAGACAUCCAACUCGUCUCCUUCUGCCAAAAGACCUAACAGUUCCACAGAAAGCAACUUGAAUGCCAACAGUAAGAUAGCUCUCGCUGCUGGUGGCCAAGUACCCUCAGGUGGCUCAAUUAGUCGGUCUCAAACGUCGUCAGUUCCUAAGAACCCCGCCAGUCUUCAGGAUACUGACAGUUCCGAAGUUUCCAUCUCGUCUCCUUCCGCCGAAAAAGCUGACUGUUCCCCAGAGAGCAUGCUGAACACCGACCAUAAAGUAGGCCUCGCUUCUGGUGGCAAAGCGCCCUCAGCUGGCUCCAUUAGUCACACUCAAACGUCGUCAGCUCCAAAGAGUGCUGCUAGUCUUCAGGAUAUUGACAGCUCCGAGACAUCCAACUCGUCUCCUUCUGCCAAAAGACCUAACAGUUCCACAGAAAGCAACUUGAAUGCCAACAGUAAGAUAGCUCUCGCUGCUGGUGGCCAAGUACCCUCAGGUGGCUCAAUUAGUCGGUCUCAAACGUCGUCAGUUCCUAAGAAUGCCGCUGGUCUUCAGGAUACUGACAGCUCCGAAGUUUCCAUCUCGUCUCCUUCCGCCGAAAAAGCUGACUGUUCCCCAGAGAGCAUGUCGAACACCGACCACAAAGUAGGCCUCGCUUCUGGUGGCAAAGCGCCCUCAGCUGGCUCCAUUAGUCACACUCAAACGUCGUCAGCUCCAAAGAGUGCUGCUAGUCUUCAGGAUAUUGACAGCUCAGAGAUGUCCAACACUCCUUCCGCCAAAAGACCUGACAGUUCCUCAGAAAGCAAGUUGAACGCCAUUAGUAAGUUAGCUCUGGCUUCUGGUGGCCAAGCGCCCUCAAUUGGCUCCAUUAGUCAGUAUGAAAUGCCGUCACCUCCUAAGAAUGCUGCUAGUCUUCAGGAUAUUGACAGCUUCGAGACGUCCAACUUGUCUCCUUCUACCGAAAGACCAUGCAGUUCCUCUGAAAGCGUAUUAGACGACAACAAUUCGGUGAAUCUCUCUUCUGCUCGGAAAAUUCCCUCACCUGACUCUGUUAGUCCCUCUGAGAGAUCUCCGUCCCUUAAUAAUGUAGAGAGAGUCCCAGAUUUUGAAACCUCCGGUGUCUCUGAACCUGUUCAAAGGCUGAGCGAUGACUUACCUGGCAGCAAUACAUUUCAGAAUCUUCCAAUCAGUAACUUGGGUGCCACUUCUUCUCUUAACUCCCAAGCAAGCCUUUCUGAAACUCUGGACAAUAUUGCUAGUGUAGAUAUCUCUGGGGCAUUUCAACCUGCCAAGGAGCCCAAAACUGAUUCACCUGCUAGCUCCUCCUUUGGGCAUCUUCUUGCCAGGAAUAUUCCAGCGAGACCCUCUGCUGACUCUCAAGAAGAGAUUUCUCCCGCCAGUGAUCCUCGCUAUCGCAUCAGUAGCCUUGCACCUGACUCUACUGGACUUGGAUUGUACAAUGCCGUCAACUACUGGCUUUGUACCAGGCCUUUCUACAGCCCUCAAGCCAACAGUGACAGUGUGAGCCUUCCGUUUACAGUGACAUACCCAACUCCCAAUUCUAACAAGGUCAAGUUUGGUCUUUCCAUAAGCAGCCCGUUUACUGGUCUUUCUGUAGAGAGUUUCUCACCUGAGAUUUUGGCUCACUCCAGCAACGUUAUAGACACUGCUCACUGUGCAUCUCUCGCCGACGGGCUAGCCAACUUCACUCCGACUCUGCCACAGCUGUCACUCGAUGAAUGUAAUAAGGUCGGAGCAUUCUUGACAACCUCGCAUCGGGCAGACACGGCCCACAUCCUCGGCACUCCAGUAUGUACCGUUGUCGGUCCAUCUGCUGCACCGGUGAGGCUAUCUGCAGGUACCGGCACUUCCGCCGCCCCACGCAGCCAGUCAUCAAACACCGUCGUCUUCGGUGGCGUUCCUAUUCCCGUAUUGGCGCCAACAGCUGCACAAAUUAAGAGCCAGUAUCCAGGCUCCAUCAACUUUGAUGGCAUUCCUGAAUCCACCGCUGUACCAGUGAGUCCUGCUUACAACAUCUUCAACUUCGGUGGCGUCCCUGUUCAUACCUUUCUCCUAAGUGCAGUGCUUGCAGCUGCGUACGCAAGGCCUGCUGUCUUGUCGGAAGCUGCGCCAUCACCAUGCUCGACAAGGACAGGGGUAACCAGUGCUGCCAUCCUGAAGGAUAGAAUUGGAGCAGUCAUGCAAAAAGGAGACACCGCAUCGGUUAUCAGUGAAUCGGCCCAGUCUGAAACGGCCAGUUCCAGUGACAUAGGUCACAUUUUAGAUAACAAAACGCCCUCAUCGGACUCUAUCAGUCCGACUCAGAUGUCACCACAAUCUAAGAAUGCUGCUGGUCAUCAGGGCAUUGAUAGCUCCGAAACGUCCAACCUGUUUCCUUCCCGUGAAACACAUGACAGUUCAUUAGAGAUCAAGUUGAACGGCAACAGUAAGGUGGAGCCUAUCUCUGGUAGAAAAAUGCCCUCACCUGACUCCAUUAGUCCGUCUCGAAUGUCGCCAAAAUCUAAGAAUGAUGUUCGUCCUCAGGAUACUGAGAGCUACGAAACGUCCAACCUGUCUCCUUAUCCUGAAAAACCUGCCAGUUCCCCAGAGACCAAGUUGAACCCCAACCGCAAUGUAGGUCUCUCUUCAGCUAGCAAAAUGCAGUCUCCUGACUCCGUUAGUUCAUCGCAGACGUUGCCACAAUCUAAGAAUGCUGCUAGUCUUCAGGAUAUAGAUAGCUCCGAAACGUCCAACCUGUUUCCUUCCCGUGACAGUUCAUUAGAGAUCAACUUUAACGAUAACGGUAAGGCAGGGCCCACUUCUGGUAGCAAAAUGACCUCACCUGACUCCAUUAGUCCGUCUCAAACGUCGUCAGCUUCUAAGGAUAUUGACAGCUCCGAGACGCCUAACUCGUCUCCUUCUGCCGUAACACCUGAGAGUUCCACAGAAAGCAAACUGAACGCCAAUCGUAAGACAGCGCUAGCUUCUGGUGGCCAAGUGCCCUCAGGUGGCUCCAACAGUCAGUCUCAGACACCUUUAGUUCCUAAGAAUGCUGCUACUCUCCAGGAUAUUGACAGCUCCGAAACCCCCUUCUCGUCUCCUUCUGCCGAAAACGCUGACUGUUCCCCAGAGAGCAUGUCGAACACCAACUAUAUGGUAGGUCUCGCUUCGGGUAGCAAAGUGCCCUCAACUGGCUCCAUUAGUCCAUCUGAAACAUCUUCAGCUCCUAAUUAUGCUUCUAGUCUUCAGGAUAUUGACAGCUCCGAGACAUCUAAGCCGUUUCCUUCCACCGAAAGACCUUGCAGUUCCUCGGAAAGCAUGUUGGAUGACAGCUCGGAGAAUCUCUCUUCUGCCGGUAAAAUGCCCUCACCUAAUUCUUUUACUCCUUCUGAAAGAUCUCCAUCCCUUACUAAGGCAAACAGUGUUCAAGAAUUUCAAACAUCUGGCGUAUCCGAUUCUGCUCAAAAGCCCAACGAUGACUUACCGGGCAGCAACACAUUCCAGAAUUCUCCUGUCAGUAACUUGCGAGACACUUCUUCCGUUAACCCUCAAGAAAGCGUUUCUAAAAGUCUAGGCAAUAUUGCCAGUGUAGAUACCUCUGCUACUCUUCAACCUACCAACAAGCCCAAAGCUGAUUCGCCUGACAGCACCUCAUUUGGGGACCUUGCUGGCAGCAACUUUCCAUCGAGUCACUCCGCUGACUCGCAAGACGACCUCUCCCCUGCCAGUGAUCCUCGCUAUCUCAUUAAUAGCCUUGUUCCUUCUGCAUCUGCCACUCCUGGUCUUGGUUUGUACCAUGCUGCCGGUUACUGGCUUUGUACCGGGCCUUUCAACCGUCACCAAGCCAACAGUGACAGUGUGAACCUUCCCGUUACAAUGACGUACCCACCACCAAGUUCUAACAAGGCCAUGUUUGGUCUUUCCACAAGCACCCCGUUUGCUGAUCUUUCUGGUGAUAUAUUCUCCCCCGACGGCAUUGCUCACUCCAGAAAUGUUAUGGACAAUGCUGGUGGGGCAGUUCUCACAGACAGCCCAGCUAGCUUCACUCCGACUCUGCGACAGCUGUCACUCGAUGAAUUAAGUAAGGUCGGGGCAGUCUUUGCGGCUGAGGAUCCAGCAGCAGUUGCCCACGCUGCUGACACUCCAGCGUUUGCCGUUGUCGGUCCAUCGGCUGCAUCGGUGGAGCUGUGUGCAGGCACCGCCUAUUCUUCUGCUCCACAGAGCCAGACACCAAACACUGUCACCUUCGGUGGUGUUCCAGUCCGCGUGUGGGCGCCACCAGCUGCACCAUCAACGACCCAGUAUCCACGGAUCAUCAACUCUGGUGGCGUUCCCGUCCCCGCCAACGUCCAAGAGGCGGCAGCUGCUCAUAACACCAUCAACUUCGGUGGCGUCCCAGUUCGUACACUAAGCCAUCCCGUAACUGUGCCACUGAGUGUGAUUUCAAACACCAUCAACUUCAGUGGUUGGCCCGUUCUUCCUGUGGUCAACAGCCUGCUGCACCAAUGA
Schistocerca nitens (vagrant locust) is the source of this 6441-nucleotide messenger RNA. RefSeq names its product mucin-4-like. NCBI's taxonomy places the organism in Eukaryota, Metazoa, Arthropoda, Insecta, Orthoptera, Acrididae. The transcript is spliced from 5 exons. The coding region runs from base 1 to 6441 and encodes 2146 amino acids. The record is from RefSeq and is a predicted model, not a curated record.